AUGCGCGUGCGCUCGCCCCGCCCGGCCGCUGUUCCGCCUCGAGGCUUGACUCGUCCGCCUCUGAUCCCCGCCGUCGUCGUCGGCAUCGGCGAGGGUACGCAGGCCCUCCUAGGGCGACGGGCGGCUGCUUGUGACCCGGAUCUCGGUGGCCGGGCCCGGGCAAAGGUGGCGGCGGGCUCAUUACCCCAGCCUGCGUACGUACCAGACACCCAUACACCACCCAAGGACCUCACCAGCUUCUGGUCGAUCACCCAUUUCCUGGCGCUUGGCGCGAUCCCCGAUCCCGCCCUCGACUGGGUACCCAAGGUACUUAGUAGCCAAGUGGUGUCGGCCGACUAG
Messenger RNA from Purpureocillium takamizusanense, 339 nucleotides. RefSeq lists its product as uncharacterized. NCBI's taxonomy places the organism in Eukaryota, Fungi, Ascomycota, Sordariomycetes, Hypocreales, Ophiocordycipitaceae. The transcript has a single exon. Bases 1 to 339 code for a protein of 112 amino acids. The record is from RefSeq and is a predicted model, not a curated record.